Molecule: messenger RNA, 6130 nt
Organism: Lonchura striata (white-rumped munia)
Lineage: Eukaryota; Metazoa; Chordata; Aves; Passeriformes; Estrildidae
Gene: RANBP3
Product: RAN binding protein 3
Biological process (GO): protein export from nucleus
Source: RefSeq, a predicted model, not a curated record
GGCCGUAAAUCGGGGCGUGCGCGGCGCGCGGGGCCUGCGGUGAGCGGUGUCGUUCUGCUGCGCGGUGCAUUGUGGGUGCGGCUGAGGAAGUAAAAUGGCGGACCUGGCGAACGAAGAAAAACCUGCCAUUGCCCCACCUGUCUUUGUAUUUCAGAAGGAUAAAGCACAGAAGUCCCCUGCAGAGCAAAAAGCUUUGUCGGAUUCAGGCGAGGACCCCCAGGGAGAGGUUGAGCCCCCCUACCAUGGUCUGGGUCACACAGAACCAGCUGGUGAGUGCGACUCUGAGCACCCUGCUCCUGCUGUGGUCUCAGUCAGUGCUACCCUGAGUCCUGCUUCUGAAGCGCAGCUUGCUCCUAUUCAACAAGAACUGGCAGGGAGAUCUGCAGAUGGAUCAAGUCCAGAAGAUGGAGAUGAAUCUGAUCGUGAGGAUGGAAGCUACUGCCCACCUGUAAAACGUGAGAGAACUUCAUCUUUGACUCAGUUCCCUCCUUCUCAGUCAGUAACAAAGAAUAAUGUCUUUAUGCCAUCAAGCUUUUGUGAACCCUCUGUGGGCAAUUCUGACUCAGAACCAGAGGAAAAGAGCAGUGGAUUCCGGCUGAAGCCACCAAUACUUAUACAUGGUCAGGCGCCUAGUGCAGGUCUCCCUAGCCAGAAACCGAAGGAACAGCAGCGAAGUGUGCUCCGUCCAGCAGUACUACAGGCACCGCAGCCAAAAGCUUUCUCACAGAUGGUUCUCAGCAGUGGCACCAAUGGUGUAAAUAUCCCUCCAGAUUCUGCAGCCACAUCACAAUCACUAAGUGAUGCAACAUUGAAAAGUUCAGACUCUGAAGACAAGGCAGCAGAAUGUCAGCAAAAGGAGUCCAACAAUACUUCAGAUGAUGACAGCUCUGAGAAGGCUGAACUAAAUGCACAGCAAGCAUUUGUUUUUGGGCAAAAUUUACGAGAUAGAGUUAAGCUAGGAGAUGAAAGCAAUGAAACUGCUGAUGUGCAGAAUGCUGGCCUUCUGACAUCAGAUAUACCCUCUGCGACAAAUUAUUUUCUACAGUACAUCAGUUCCAGUGUAGAGAACUCUACAAACAGUGCAGAUGCGUCUAGCAACAAGUUUGUUUUUGGACAGAACAUGAGUGAGCGAGUCCUAAGUCCACCAAAAUCAAAUGAAGGUAGUACAGAGGGUAAUAAGGAGAAUGCUGCUACAGAGUCUGGGUCUGAAUCGUCUUCUCAGGAGGCCACACCAGAAAAAGCUAAUAAUAUUUCAGAAUCACUGGCAGAGUCUGCAGCAGCCUAUACUAAAGCAACAGCAAGGAAGUGUUUAUUAGCGAAGGUAGAAGUGAUUACUGGGGAGGAAGCUGAAAGUAACGUGUUACAGAUUCAGUGCAAGCUGUUUGUAUUUGAUAAAAGCUCUCAGUCUUGGGUGGAAAGAGGUCGAGGACUCCUGAGACUCAAUGAUAUGGCUUCAACAGAUGAUGGAACAUUACAGUCUCGACUGGUGAUGAGGACUCAGGGGAGUCUCAGGUUAAUCUUAAAUACGAAGCUCUGGGCUCAGAUGCAGAUCGAUAAAGCCAGUGAGAAGAGUAUCCGUAUCACCGCCAUGGAUACAGAGGACCAAGGAGUUAAAGUUUUUCUUAUAUCAGCAAGCUCUAAAGAUACAGGGCAAUUGUAUGCUGCAUUGCACCAUCGGAUCUUGGCCUUGCGCAGUAGAGUGGAACAAGAGCAAGAAGUCAAGAAUGUAGCACCUGAGCCAGAGGUAACACAGUCAAAUGAGGAAGACAGUGAUGAUGAUGAUGUCAUUGCACCUUCAGGAUCAGUUGGAAGUGGUCCUAAUGAUGAAGGUGAUGGGCAGAACAUUGGCAGCACAUAGCAGAUGUGAGCUGAUCUGCUUGCAAGGCUGCUAUAAACACCAUCUUGCAGGCAUCUCUGGAUACCCCAGGCCAGCGAUUAUUUCAGGCAGUUUUGAAAGCUCCAGGACCUAAGAACUGUGCAUCUCUGUUCUAUUCAUUUGGGUUUUUGGUCUGGAUCAGUAGAUUCCACACAAAAAAUAGCAGACUUGGAAACUACCUGAAUGUGGUUUGGGACGUUGAAAGCUCAUCAUAUUGAUGAGCAAAAACAACAACAACAAAAAAAAAUCCAACCCCAAAACAACAAAAACACAAAAUGCAACCACCCUCAACCAUUUCCCCUCUUCCUUGUAAUUAAAAUGGCACAUUACAGCUUGUUACAGCUUUUCAUUGGGACCUUUUGUCUGUUUCUUCAGUAGUUCAUGUCUUGCAGGUCUCCAAGAUAGAACUUUUCAAUGUGGUUCCAAAUUGAAUUCUGCUUUUAUAACCCCUACUCCCCUUUACGCAGGGAAACUCAGUCCUCACCAGCUCCUAUGCUCACUGGCUGCCCUUUUGGGUUCCUUUAUUUUUUUUGGAUUGUAGAUGGGGCAGGUUAUGUUUUUACCUUUUAAUCCCAACAUGGGUUGUGGAUGUGGACACCAUUGUUUGCUGUCUAGUGGAUUUGUAAACAGAAAGCAACAAAACAUUGUGGUUCACCAGAAAAGCUUUUUUAAUGCGAUAAGAGACUUUAAAGUCUGCAGGACGUUUUGCUAACUCCGUUUUUCUUUCCACUUCAUUAUUAUCUUUUGGGGAUUUAUAUUGUGGUGAGACUUUUUUAUUUUAGUUUUUCAAUAAGAUGCUCUCGUGUGUUGAAAAAGUGAAACUAUUGUUUUGUACUGUUCUGUUACUAUUUAAGGGAGAGCUAAGCCACUAUAUAUAAUAGAUGUUGCAUACAUUUUUUCUUAGAAAAUUUUGUUUCUGUGGCUACAGUAAAGUGCAGGAGGCAUACAGGUUAGACCUUCAGAAAAGUUAAUGACAAAACAGCUGUUAGCCCUUGGAAGAAUAAUAGGCUCAUGUAAUGAGCGCUGCCACCCAUUAAAAUAAAUCUAUAUAAUAAAGCAGCUCUCAUUUAAUGGCUUGAUUCAACAAGCCAUUUAAGCACUUGCGUGACUUAACUGUAUGUGAAUAAUCUUACUGAAGUCAAUGCAACUCUUCAUGCUUAAACUUGAGGACAUUUUUUUUAAAUCUUGUUGAAUUAAUGGCCUUAAAUAGAAAAUUUAACUUCUAAACCCUUCCUCUCCUUGUUCCAUUUUCUGAAGUCUUGCAGCAUGAAGAAAAAGGUAAUACUGCCAGCCUUGAGUAGUUUGGGCUGAAGGUUAUUGUAUUCUGUUCCACCACAAAUAAAAGCAAAAAUGUGGUUUUUUGUGUGUAAUUCUGAAGUACUCCUACUGUAACCAUAAUUUUUUUUUCUUUUUUUUUUUUUUCCCUUUGGAUAUUUUUUAAUCAUUUGAGCCUUUUGUGUGAAAGUUGAGUUUUAUUUUCUUACUGGAACAUAUAGUAUGUUCUUGUCCAGCAAGUUUGGAAUUUGGUAGUCACCAGGUCACUUUCACUUUAAUUCCCCAAAUUCUUCUAUUUCCUUUAUAGUUUGCUGAUAGAUGAUUUCUUACUUGCAUGCUUGCUCUUUUGUAGGUUAAGGAUCUAAAAUGCAUCACCUAAAAGAAAAUGAAAGGGAAAGAAGCAUUUGAUGUAGGAUGAAUUGAAAACGGAAACCCAGGUUAUAACACAAAGUCAACUUUGAAAUUUGGUAUUCAAAUAGCAAAACAGUCCAUACUGCCUCUUAUUUUAAUGGAACACACUUUUCACUGGCAGUCAAGAACAAGUCUUCCCCCGUUUUCUGUUGUUAAUCAUCACUGAAGACUGAUGCUCUUGUGGCAGAGGGUGCUUUCCCUUUUCCUGAUAGCCAGUUGAAGGAACAUCUGUGAUUACUUUUCUGGCAAUUGAAAAGGGCUAAUGAUAAGCUGUGCCACUGCAUCUUGAUCUCUCUGGAUUGUCUGCUCAUGCCUUCUUGCAUUUUGGUUUUCUUUUUUCCUCCUUAGGGUUAUGGCGGUUCUUACCAAUGAACAGACCUGUUGCUGCACCCCCUACUCUUGCCAUGCUUCAACAGGAACAUGGCAGAUUCCUUAGUAUCCACCACACAAUUGUUUCUGCAUCACAAGGUCUGGGGACUUUCAAGUAAGUGAUCUGCAUUUUGGAUCUGGGAUCUUUUACAUUGUUGAGAUACUCAGAUUUAAACUACUCUUUUCAAAAACUCUUGCUCCAUAAAGCUGUUUCUUGUUAACAGCUUGUUCAUAAGGAAAAUUAAUAUGGUGUCUUAGCCCGCACAGUCUACUUCUGUGAAAACAGGCAUUAUUUCCUGGACCAGCCUCUAUGGUGCCCAUGCUGAGUCUCACUUUGAAGUGUUUUACCUAAAAUGCAAUUGAUGGUGCAUGAAGAUUCAGAAAUAUUGAGUAAGCAUGCUUGCUUUGGGGCUUGAUGGUACACAAUAACAUACAGCUUUCUAAAAUAUCGGCAACUAUUUACUGAUGUGGAUUUUAUUUUUAGCUAGAAGCUUUGCAUAAAUGUUUAUAGUGAGGGCAGAAAUGUUGCUGUGCAUCCUGACAGAAUUGGCAAUGGGUUGAGUUCAGGCCCUGCCCAGCAAGAGACAGUUAGCCAAAGCAAAACCCUGACUUAGCUCUCUGCUUAACCCUUAGUAAGCUAGUGACAGGCAAAAUCAGAUAAUGCCCAUGUGUCUUGAAAGAUAUAUGUAAGACUGUCAUAUCAAAAUGUACAUGGGAAUUACAUUAAAACCUGUGCCGGCAAGCAAGCAAACAAAACACCUUGAGCCCUGCAUUGUGUUUCCUGUACCGAGCAGUGGCUGUUCGUGGAGAGGGUAAUGGUGACCAGCUCUGCUGCCUUACAGCAGUCUUCCUGUUGAUCAUGCUUGUGCUCCAUCUUUUCCCUUAGGCCUCUUGUUCACUUUUGUGUGGUGUUGACAACUCCUGUAUAUCCUGUUGGCUGCUGACUCAUACAGGCACAGCCUUUCAUGUUUCCAAGUGGAAAAAAAAUACUGAAGAGUGUAGUAAAGUUGAACAUACUUGCUGAUGACUCAACAGUGUACUCUGGCAACCAGAAGGGCCAGCCAUGUGCCCCUGAUGGGGGGCAUCAGGCCAACUGGGUGAGGGAGGGGAUUGUGUCUCUCUGCUCUGCACUGGGGCAGCUUCAUCUUGAGUUUUAGGGGCAGUUUUGGGCACCACAGUAUAAAAAAGAAAUUAAGCUAAUAGAGGAGUGUCCAAAGAAAGGCCACAAGGAUGGGGAAGGGUCUAGAGGGGAAGUUGAAUGAAGAGCUGCUGAGGGCACUUGGUUUGUUCAGCCUGGAGAAGAGGAGACUAAGGGGAGAUCUCAGUGCAGUCUUCAGCCUCCUCAUGAUGGGACGUUAGGGGCAGGUCUGUACACUCUCAUGAUCAAUGAGAGAGCUUGAGGAAACAGCACGGAGCUGCGUCAGGUGAGGUUUAGCUUGGAUAUCAGGAAGAUUUUCACCCAGAGGGUGAUUUUAGAAUUGAGAUGGGCUCCUCAGGGCAGUGGUCACAGCACCAAACCUGAAUUCAAGAAGCAUUUGGACAGUGCUCUCAGUCAUAGGGUGGGGUGCCCUGUGCAGGGCCAGGAGCUGGAUUUGAUAAUCCUGCUGGGUCCCUUCCAACUCAUCAAGCUCUAUGAUUCCAUGAAAAUGUUGUUAGAAUUGUGAUGUCACUGAAACCAGAACUAAGUUUCGUAUCCAUAAAAUGAAAAAAAAUGGCACCCACACGAAACACAAACAUUAAGGUAAGAGAAUGUUGUCAUUACAACAUCUUUUUGUAGUCCAGUUCCCAGUGCAUUGCUUUAGAGAAGACAGGGCAGGAAAUGAUUUAAUGAAUAAAUGAGUCCUCAGCCAUUCUGCAUGAGAACUAGGGUGGGAGGUGACCAGAUUGUUAGAAGCCUGUAGGAAUAAAAAAUGUCCAGCUUUGUAAUGGCUUCUCUCUGUUCUCUGAAAAUCAAUUGAUGCCAUUGCUUGGGUAUUACUGCUAUUAAAUGACUGCUCCCAACACAUCCCAUUCUGCAGUUGAACUGGUCUCUUGCUCUCCCAGUGAGUGUAGAAAAUGGUUUAUUUACUUUCUAGACACAUGUUAUAUAUUUCAAAAUUUACCAUGUUUCCCACAAUCUUCUCUAGUUUUAGGAAUUCCAGUUAUGAUAAUUGCUGUAAUUUGUCAUACAAGAUUUUAUUAAACUGACUUUUCACUGUG